This is a messenger RNA of Pungitius pungitius (ninespine stickleback), 3894 nucleotides long. RefSeq names its product gem (nuclear organelle) associated protein 4 (gene gemin4). The transcript has 6 exons. Gene Ontology annotation, biological process: spliceosomal snRNP assembly; rRNA processing. NCBI's taxonomy places the organism in Eukaryota, Metazoa, Chordata, Actinopteri, Perciformes, Gasterosteidae. Bases 522 to 3827 code for a protein of 1101 amino acids. The record is from RefSeq and is a predicted model, not a curated record. Gene Ontology annotation, cellular component: SMN complex.
AACGGACACUGUAUAUAAUGAAACUAGGAUAUUAACAAACGAUACAUUGUUUGUGUUAUAGAUGUUGUUAAAUGAGUCAUGGCUGUGAAUAUGGUGUAAACCAGUGUGUGACCAGUUACAUUUAAAUACGAGGAAUCCAAGCUGAAAGUAAAAAAACAACUUUAGUUGCUGCUCUAGAAACAUUCACGGCGCUGUUUCAUCAUGGACAUAAACAUUAUUCAACAAGAUUUGUUUUGUUCUUGUACGCCGGAACACCUGCAGUACCGCCGCCAUCCGGCAGGGGCGCUGUGACGUCAGAGCGGGUCCUUCUUGUUGACAUGGCGGAAGCGCUUUAUACGAAACUGGGAAAACGUGUUAAAAAAGCGAAUCAUGUCUUCGACUUGCCUCCGUUUUCCGUUUUUUCGCACCAUUGAUUAAAAAUGACUAGAGAGAAAGUUUAAUGUCACAAGGUGGAACAGUUAAUGGACGCCAACUGAAAACUAGCAAACGAGCUAACUAGCUUUUAGCUUCAUUCUGCAGCCAUGACGCUGAAGAUGAACCAAGAUACGGCGCGUCUCCAAGGUGCCUUCCUCCUGGCAGAUAAGCUGUGUGUCCCCUCGUCCCUGUCCUCCCUUCAGAAGGCCGACUGGAGCAGGGUGGGACGUCCCGUCCUGGAGGCGCUCCGAGACGUCAGCGGAGGGGAGGAGCCGCCCGGCGCCUGGCUGAAGACGCUGGUCAGUUCCGUGUGGCUGAAGGUGCUGUGCGGGGAGACCGGGGAGGACGUGGAGACGUCCUGGAGGGACAACCCUUUCUUCCCCCUCCAGAACGGCCUCCCGCAGCUCAACCGCGUCGUCCUGCUGGAGGUGGUGAAGUCGACGGCGACCGCUGGGAUAUUCGCCCGCUUCCUGGCGGCGCUCCCUGGCGCUCAGGUCCGCGGCGAGCUGGAGAGCUUGGCGCGACACGUGAGCGGCGGCCCCAGCGGCGAGGACGACGUGGGCCUCUUCCUGGAGGUGUGGUGGGAGCUGUGGAAAGGCGGAGAUGAGCGGGAAGCCGGCGCCGAGGACACCGCGGAGGCCGCGUUCGCCAGACAGUUUGCUCGCCUCGUGUCGGAGGCUUCCGCCGCGUCCCCCCAGGCCGCCAAGAGGUUGAAGCUGGACGCGUCUGAUCCGCCGCCAUCGCCGCCGUCCUCCGAUGUCCUUCACAUUCUCUUGCAUGCACUUAGAGACCUAAAAGGUCAGGUGUCCACGGCAGAGCUCUGCCUCCGCGCCCUGUGCGUCUCCCUCGACGCUCUCUACACGUCCUUCCUGGCGGACCGGGCCGCGCUCCCCGCCGAAGAGAAGCUGCGCCUCCUGUGUGAGGUCCUCGCCAUCUCAGAGCAGAGCGAGGAGGAGCUGACCCCCGAACUUAUCCGCGAGGCCCAGAGAGACGUGCGAGCUUCCCACGCGCCUUCCCGCUUUGAACCCGCCCGCAUGAAGCUCGCCGAAGCGCUGGCGAUCGUAACAGAAGUCGCUCAGUUUUGGCGGGACGGCGGGCUCCUGGCGGCGUGCGGCGGCGGCUCCAAGCCGAGCCGCUCGGCGCUCCGGCUGGAGCGAAGUGUCCGGAGGGUCCUGGCGGCUCUAAAGAAAGCAGACGUGACCGAGACGGACGGCGGAGAGAAGGAAGCGCUGCGAGCUCUGCUGGAGUCUCUGGCUCCGCCCCCCCCCGCGGAGAGCCGCCCCGACCUGAGCGCCAGGGUCGCGGCGGCCGUCGUCGACCACCGGCUGGACGGCUACCGGGACGUGGCGCUGCUGUUCGCCAGCGAGAGGACGUGGGCCGCGCGAGACGUCCUGUGGACCGACUGCCUGGAGAGGAACCAGGAGGCCUUCCAGCGGCUCGACGCCCUGCUGCAGGUGACCUCCGCCCUCGAGGACAAACUCCGGGCCGAUGGCGCCGACGCGGCCCAGUGCAGGAGGCUGACGAAGGUCGCGGCGGACGUUUUCUCCGCCCUGUCUUUGAAAGACAGGAACGCCGCGCUGGCGGCCGCGCUGAGGCGGCCCGGCGGGGGGCUUUUCGGCGGCUCCGCCCCCGCCGCCGUGACCCAGGGGUUCGAGCAGGAGCUGAACAUGGCCUUCAACUGCAUCAUCCAAGGAGGCGGAGCCAUGGCGGCGCGGGGCAACCUGAACACGGCCGUCUCGCUGGUCGCCAGGGUGGCUUUUCAGAACCCGCAAGCGACCUUGAAGGCUUGUUGCCACUCGGCUGUUUUCAACAAGGGCGCCUUCUCCCUCAUGGCCCAAAUCCUGCAGCAGCUGCACGGACUGCGAGGUCAGGGCGGGGGUGCGGCGGUGGAGGACGUGGAGGCAGAGGGCGGCGGCGGCCCGGGUGGCGGCGCCCUGCUCUGCAGGUGUCUCCGGGAGACGAUCGGGUCCAAAUCGCUGUCGGCCAAUGACGAGGAGCAGCUGCUGGGGUUCCUGGGCCUCCUGAUGGCGCCGGUCGAGGGACAGGAAGAAGAGGGGUGGAGCUUUCUGGCUCCUCGGGAGGUGGUGAACGUCUUCGUCCUGCCGAACAUCUCCACAGCGGGCCGCAGCCCCUUGGGCGUAGAGCUGAGCCUGCGAGUCCUCCAGAGCGCUCUGUCCGUGGACGUCCAGGACGCGUCCCUGCGUCCCCACUGGGCGUUGGACUGCUCCCCCUUUCCCCUCCUCUACGUUCUGGCUCAGCUGCAGAACCAGACUCUCAGGUGCUGGGAGCAGCCGCCGGAGGACGCUGUCCCCCGCUGGUCCAUGGAGGCCAAGGAGCUGCUGGUGUCGGUGCUGACCACGCUGGGGCGGGUGGUGGGCGCCGAGGUGGCGGCGGCGCCCGACCGCUGGUCCAGAGCUCUGUUCUGGCUCUACGACAAAGCGGCGGAGCUGGACUGGACCGUGCGGUUCCACCUGAAGGCCGUGUGGGGGGAGCACUUCAAAAACGAGGUUCCCUCGUCCCUGCUGGCGGUGUGUGAUCUACCGGAGCAGGACUGGGUGGGCUCAGACCUGCCUCAGUACGGACAGGGAACGGGUCUUCUGGCCUGGAUGGAGUGCUGCUCUGUGUCCGACCCCCUGCGGGCCACCAUGCUGUCCCGCCUCUCCCUGGACCAGCGCCGGCCCGACCACGUGGGCAUGUUCAGCAAAGGCCUGCUGGUGGCUCUGACCCAGACGCUGCCCUGGUGCUCCGCCUCCCAGUGGACCCGGCUGCUGGGGGUCCUGAGGGAGCUGAUCGCCUCGGGCCGCCUCCACGUGCCCUUCUCCCUGGAGUACGUGGACUACCUGCCCCUGCUGGAUCUGAGGAGCUUCUCCUGCGAGCUCCGCCUGUCCGUCCUCCUGCUGCGGGCCUUCCAGCUGCUCUGCGGGUCCAGCUGCUCCGACUGGCUGCCGGCGGAGGGCUGGGCCCACGUCGGCAGGCUGUACGCCCUCGCCCUGAGGGCCCUGAUGAGCUCGGUGAGAGCCAAGCUGACUCUUCCAGCGUCUCCCAAGGCGCCAGCGUCCGGAGGGCUCCACCCGUCCUGCACUUUGAUCAAAGACCUCCAGGAAACUCCUCCAGAGGAGGAGAAGGAGGAGACGGUCCCGUGCCAAGAGGUCCUGUUUGUGCUCAGCCAGCUCUUCUGCCACGUUCAGCACAUCCAGGUGAUGAUGCCCGGAGGCCAGAGCGAGCCCUUGUUCCUGUCCAGCCUGGAGGUGCUCAGCCACUACGAGGCCGUCAUGGCCGCCUUCCCCCUCAGCAGCAGCCCGCUGGAGAGCGACAACACGCGCCACUUCUUCUCCACCAUCACGGACAACCUGCAGGACCCCGAGAUGAAGGCCGUGCUGCAGCAGAAGAUCGCUCAGCUCGUGUCGGCGUGACGAGCAGAAGGUCCGAAGGGUUCGGACUCCUCAUGCAGCAGGAGACCGGUUUGGGAUUUGAGUGAAU